This is a messenger RNA of Ochotona curzoniae (black-lipped pika), 1244 nucleotides long. RefSeq names its product polysaccharide biosynthesis domain containing 1 (gene PBDC1). The coding region runs from base 188 to 988 and encodes 266 amino acids. The record is from RefSeq and is a predicted model, not a curated record. Lineage: Eukaryota; Metazoa; Chordata; Mammalia; Lagomorpha; Ochotonidae. The transcript is spliced from 6 exons. Gene Ontology annotation, cellular component: cytoplasm.
CACGCCCCCGCCUCCGCGAAGAGCUCGUGGAGGCGGAGUCAGCGACUACCUCCGGGCAAAACAGGUUGUGCGCAGGCGCAGCCGGAGGUGCUGGCAGAUUUGGCUUCUGUUUCCAACCAACGGCGCCAGGAGCGCGAAAAAAAAAAUUACUUCCGGGGAAGUGAAGCCACGUUUUCUCGGCUCCAACAUGGAGGGUACUAGUGGAGCCGAUGUGCCGAUUUCCGGGGAGCUGGUGUCCGUGGCACACGCUCUUUCUCUCCCAGCAGAGUCCUAUGGCAACGAUCCAGAUAUUGAGAUGGCUUGGGCCAUGAGAGCAAUGCAGCAUGCUGAAGUUUAUUACAAGUUGAUUUCAUCGGUUGACCCACAAUUCCUGAAACUUACCAAAGUGGAUGACCAAAUCUACUCUGAGUUCCGAGAAAUUUUUGACAAACUCAAGAUAGAUGUUUUGGACCCAGAAGAACUUAAAUCAGAAUUGGCAAAAGAGAAGUGGAGACCAUUCUGCUUGAAGUUUGAAGGGGUUGUGGAAGAUUUCAACUAUGGUACUUUGCUGCGACUAGAUUGUUCUCAGGGUUACACUGAGGAAAAUACCAUCUUUGCCCCCAGAAUACAGUUUUUGGCCAUUGAGAUUGCUCGGAACCGGGAAGGCUGUAACAAAGCGGUUUAUGUCGGUGUUCAGCCCAAAGAAGGAGAGCAAGGUGUCGGUGGAGGAGAACAAAAGAAAGCUGAGAAAAAGGAAGAGGAAGCCAACGAUGGAGGGGAAAAAGAGCAAGGAGCAGUUGCUGGAGAUGGAGAAAAAGAGAAGGGAGGAGCUGCUGGAGAUGGAGGAAAGGAGGGAGGAGAAACUUCUGGAGAAGGAGGAAAAAAGGGUGAACCUGCCAGAGAUGGAGAAAAAGAGGAAGGAGCUGCCGAAGAAGGAGGAGAAAGGGAAACUGCCAAGGAAAGAGAAAAAGAGAAAGAAGUCAACAAAGAAAUCAAAGAGGAUGAAUAGUUAUUUUGGGAGUAGUGCUCUAGAGGGUACAGCAGCUGAGCCAAAUGCUACUUGCUGUUUGCGCAAACCUCUUUGGUUAUAAAUGUAUGUCCUUGUGCAACUGAAAGAUACGCUGACGUCUCUCUAGCCCAAGAGUCAGGAGCUGCUCUUGUUGUUUAUGAACUGGCUUCUGUUAGGAUUUAGUUGACUGUUUAUUGUUUCUUGGCUGUUACUGCUGCUCAAGUAAAAAGUUUUGUAAAUAAAUUUCGUUCUUACA